Molecule: messenger RNA, 1505 nt
Organism: Musa acuminata subsp. malaccensis (wild Malaysian banana)
Lineage: Eukaryota; Viridiplantae; Streptophyta; Magnoliopsida; Zingiberales; Musaceae
Product: zinc finger protein ZAT5
Source: RefSeq, a predicted model, not a curated record
AUGGGAGGAAUUGAAGAGGCACAUGACUUGCAUGGUGCCAACCUUUUCUUCGAGUCUUCGUUGUCACCAUCUCCUCUGCCCUCUGACAGUUUGUGUGGCCAACUCCUAUCUUUACAAAUCUUAGCUAAGCGAGAAAGAGUGCACACAAACUCCAGGAUUAGGCAUUUCGUUUGGUGUUGUGGAGUCCGUCCCCUCUGUCCUUUGCUAUUGUUCCUCGCCUGCUCCUCCCUUCACUCCACACCUCUCCUGUGUCCACCUAAUUUCCCCCAUAUUUAGGGCUUAAACCCAUGUCUGCAAACGAGUGAGGACAAUUCAUGGCUGUGUUCUCCUCUUAGAAUAGCAAGGGGCGGCCAUUUGACUCCCAUCUGUUGCCGUAUAAAUAUAUACAUAGAGACACAUCCUCCAUAAGCAUUGUUAGUAUUGAGCACCUUCUCCACUCACUCUCUCUUGGUUUCUCCACCUCUUCCCCCUGGUUCCAAGGGAGAUGGAAGCUCCAGAGGAAGCCUUGGCCUCCAACAGCAGCGACAGCAUAUCCAACGGCGAAUUCGUUCAUGCUGUGGUCAAGGGCAAGCGCACCAAGCGUCAGAGGACGCAGCCGCCGCCGCCGAUGCCACAGGUCCUGUCCACCGGGGUAGCCGACUCGUCCUCCGCCUCCUCGGCCGAGGCCGCCUCCGGGACCAUCACCGAGGAGGAGGAGGACAUGGCGAAUUGCCUCAUCCUUCUCGCCCAGGGCCGCGCCUUUGACACCGGGCCUAAGCCGGAAGAGCACAAGGACGAAGCUGGAGGCGGCGGCGGUGGGUCCGAGAAGUUUACGAGCCGAAAGUUGAUCGAGGCGGCGACGACGACCAACGGCAAGGCUGGAAUUUACGUGUAUGAGUGCAAGACGUGCAGCAAAUGCUUCCCGUCGUUCCAGGCGCUCGGCGGGCACCGCACCAGCCACAAGAAGCACAAGCUGGCUGCCACCACCACGACGGCGGAGGAGAAGAAGCUCGAGGUCACCGACGACAUGCUGCAGAUCAGCAUGAAUUCUUUCUCGAAGCCAUUUGCGAGCAGCAGCCAGACUCCCACAAAGCCGAAGGUCCACGAGUGCUCCAUAUGCGGAUCGGAGUUCAGCUCCGGGCAGGCGCUCGGAGGACACAUGAGGCGGCACAGGCCGCUGGCCAUCGCCGACAGCCAAGAAGCCAAGAAGGACAAGAGCUUUCUUUCCUUGGACCUAAACCUCCCCGCUCCCGCCGACGACGAGCUCCAGAGGCCGCCUUCCCCGACGCUGGCAUUGGCCACCAAGAGGCCUUUCAUCUUCUCGGCGUCGGCAUCGGCACCGGCCUUAGUGGUGGAUUGCCAUUACUAAGGAGGCCGCUUUGGGCUAAUGGAAGCAAAGCUGUCCAGUAGCACAAAUUCUUUCCUUGCUCUGUUCGAUCACAACUUGGGCUAAUGUGGCUUAUGUGAAUAACUCUUAAUAUUUCUUUGCAAGUUCAUAUCGAUUAAUUGAUCCAAAUUUCUUCGAA